UUCACUACGUUUCACCUUUUCUCUUUUCUUUCUUAUCACUAUUACCACUCAAACCCAAACACCCACAGCCAGAGACAGAGAGCGAGAGCGAGAGUGAGAGAAAAAGAGAGAGAGAGAGUCUGUAUCUCUCUGUGUGUGAUUUUCACAGUCUCUGACUGCUACAAUCUCAGAGAUUUGGUAUUUGUCAGUUAGGUGCAUACAAGGCCUUAAUUUGUCGCGCCGAGAUGGCGACGAAUUUAGUGAUGACGAGUAUACUAGAAAAGAUGACGGGAAAGGAUAAAGAUUAUAGAUACAUGGCAACAUCUGAUUUGCUAAAUGAGUUAAACAAACCGAGUUUUAAAGCAGAUGCUGACCUGGAGAUAAAAUUGUCAAAUAUAAUCAUCCAACAGCUUGAUGAUGCGGCUGGCGAUGUUUCAGGAUUGGCUGUGAAAUGUCUUGCUCCAUUGGUCAAGAAGGUCAGCGAGGCACAAGUUGUGGAGAUAGCUAAUAAACUCUGUGAUAAACUGCUAAAUGGGAAGGAUCAGCAUCGUGACAUUGCUAGCAUAGCUUUGAAGACAAUAGUUGCUGAAGUUUCUACUCAAUCUCUUGCACAGUCUAUUCUUAUUGCAGUUACUCCACAAUUGAUAAAAGGAAUUACUGGUCCAGGAAAAAGCACUGAGAUCAAAUGUGAAUGUCUUGAUAUUUUAUGUGAUGUUCUCCAUAAAUUUGGUAAUCUAAUGGCAGCUGACCAUGGGCUGCUUUUAAGUGCUCUUUUGUCCCAGUUGAAUUCAAAUCAAGCCAGUGUCAGAAAGAAGACUGUGUCUUGUAUUGCAUCUCUUGCUUCUAGUCUGUCAGAGGAUUUGUUGGCUAAGGCUACAGAUGAAGUUGUUCGGAACUUGAGAAAUAAGGGCACAAAAUCAGAACUGACCCGUACAAACAUUCAGAUGAUCGGUGCUUUGAGUCGUGCUGUCGGAUAUCGUUUUGGACCCCAUCUUGUUGACACUGUUCCAGUGCUGAUUAACUACUGCACAAGUGCAUCGGAGAAUGAUGAGGAGCUUCGUGAGUAUAGCUUGCAGGCACUGGAAAGUUUUUUGCUCAGGUGUCCUAGGGAUAUUUCUUCUUAUUGUGAUGAAAUUCUUCGCCUUUCCCUGGAGUAUCUAAGUUAUGAUCCAAACUUCACUGAUAACAUGGAGGAGGAUACUGAUGAUGAGAGCCAUGAGGAGGAGGAAGAUGACGAGAGUGCAAAUGAAUACACAGAUGAUGAGGAUGUCAGCUGGAAAGUCCGACGAGCAGCAGCCAAAUGCUUAGCAGCAUUAAUUGUAUCUCGUCCUGAACUGCUCUCAAAGCUAUAUGAGGAGGCUUGUCCAAAAUUGAUUGAUAGAUUUAAAGAGAGGGAAGAAAAUGUGAAGAUGGAUGUCUUCAAUACAUUCAUUGAGCUGUUGCGUCAAACUGGAAAUGUGACAAAAGGGCAGAAUGACAUGAAUGAAUUGAGUCCAAGAUGGUUAUUGAAGCAGGAAGUGCCAAAGAUUGUUAAAUCUAUAAAUAGACAGUUACGUGAGAAAUCCAUCAAGACAAAGGUUGGGGCAUUUUCUGUUUUGAAGGAACUUGUGGUUGUCUUGCCAGACUGCCUUGCUGAGCACAUUGGAUCACUAAUUCCAGGAAUUGAAAAAGCAUUAAGUGAUAAAUCCUCUACCUCGAAUUUGAAGAUUGAAGCUCUUAUAUUUACUCGAUUGGUGUUAGCUUCGCAUUCUCCUCCUGUGUUCCACCCUCACAUUAAGGCUCUUUCUGGUCCUGUUUUAUCUGCUGUUGGUGAGCGUUAUUAUAAAGUUACAGCUGAGGCAUUAAAAGUAUGUGGGGAACUUGUCCGUGUUGUGCGGCCAGAUAUUGAGGGUUUCGGUUUUGAUUUUAAAGCAUAUGUUCAUCCCAUUUACAAUGCUAUAAUGUCACGCUUGACAAACCAAGAUCAAGAUCAGGAGGUUAAGGAGUGUGCUAUCUCUUGCAUGGGACUUGUUGUGGCAACAUUUGGUGAUAACCUCAGUGCAGAGUUGCCUGCAUGCCUUCCUGUACUUGUUGAUCGGAUGGGAAAUGAGAUAACCCGGCUUACAGCUGUGAAGGCAUUUGCUGUCAUUGCUGCCUCUCCACUUCAAAUAGAUUUGUCAUGUGUUUUGGAGCAUGUAAUUGCAGAAUUGACGGCAUUUCUACGGAAGGCUAAUCGGGCUUUGAGGCAGGCUACAUUGGGAACCCUUAAUUCCCUGAUAGUUGCUUACGGUGAUAAAAUUGGUCCAUCUGCUUAUGAAAUUAUCAUUGUGGAACUUUCAUCUCUGAUAAGUGAUUCGGACUUGCAUAUGACGGCUCUUGCCCUGGAACUAUGUUGCACCCUGAUGGCUGACAGGAGGUCAAGCCCUAGUGUUGGUUUGGCUGUUAGAAACAAAGUUCUUCCACAAGCACUAACAUUAAUCAAAAGCUCAUUGCUGCAGGGGCAAGCCCUUUCGGCUUUGCAAAGCUUUUUUGCUGCAUUAGUUUAUUCAGCAAACACUAGUUUUGAUGUCUUACUAGAAUCUCUUCUUUCAAGCGCUAAACCAUCUCCACAGUCGGGAGGCGUUGCAAAACAGGCUUUGUAUUCAAUUGCGCAAUGUGUGGCUGUUCUCUGCCUUGCUGCUGGUGAUCAGAAAUGCUCAUCGACUGUUGAAAUGCUUACUGAAAUCCUGAAAGAUGACAGCAGUUCCAAUUCAGCUAAGCAGCACCUUGCCUUGCUAUGUCUUGGUGAAAUUGGGAGAAGGAAAGAUCUAAGCUCGCAUGCACAUAUUGAGAAUAUUGUUAUUGAAUCGUUUCAAUCUCCUUUUGAAGAGAUAAAGUCUGCAGCCUCCUAUGCUCUUGGAAAUAUUGCUGUUGGUAAUCUGUCCAAGUAUCUGCCUUUUAUCUUGGACCAAAUUGAUAAUCAGCAGAAGAAACAAUAUCUUUUGCUUCAUUCCUUGAAGGAGGUAAUUGUACGACAAUCCGUAGAUAAAGCAGAAUUCCAGGAUUCUAGUGUUGAGAAGAUUCUUAAAUUACUAUUCAAUCACUGUGAAAGUGAUGAAGAGGGUGUUCGUAAUGUUGUAGCUGAGUGUCUGGGGAAAAUUGCACUUAUCGAACCUUCAAAACUUGUUCCAGCACUUAAGGUACGAACAACCAGUCCAACUGCAUUCACUAGAGCUACGGUUGUCAUUGCUGUAAAAUAUUCUAUAGUUGAGAGGCCUGAGAAGAUAGACGAGAUUAUAUACCCUGAGAUCUCAUCAUUCUUGAUGCUUAUAAAGGAUCAUGACCGGCAUGUUAGGCGUGCAGCAGUGUUGGCUUUAAGUACGUUUGCGCACAAUAAGCCAAACCUAAUCAAGGGGCUUCUUCCAGAAUUAUUGCCACUUCUUUAUGAUCAGACAAUUGUUAAGCAAGAAUUAAUAAGGACAGUUGAUCUUGGUCCUUUCAAGCACAUUGUGGAUGAUGGACUUGAGUUGAGAAAGGCUGCUUUUGAAUGUGUGGACACAUUGCUUGAUAGUUGUCUUGACCAAGUGAAUCCUUCUUCUUUUAUUGUUCCAUACCUGAAAUCUGGUCUGGACGAUCAUUAUGAUGUCAAAAUGCCUUGCCACCUUAUCCUUUCAAAACUUGCGGAUAAGUGUCCAUCUGCUGUAUUGGCAGUGUUGGAUUCACUGGUGGAUCCUCUGCAGAAGACUAUCAAUUUUAAGCCAAAGCAAGAUGCUGUCAAGCAAGAAGUAGAUCGUAAUGAAGACAUGAUUCGCAGUGCUCUUAGAGCAAUUGCAUCGUUGAAUCGCAUAAGUGGAGGAGAUUGCAGCCUUAAGUUCAAGAACCUUAUGACUGAAAUAUCAAAAUCACCUACGCUAUGGGACAAGUACUAUUCCAUUAAGAAUGAGUGAUGGACAUAUCAAGACCUAGCUGUCAUAGUGUUAUAUCGGAGUUUCCCUGCAAGGAAUGAUGGAAUAGAAAAUUGCUCCGAUGAUGCAUAGAAGAUAAGCUAUUUUGGUCAGAAAAAGGUUGAAGUGGUAAGGAUCAUGUCACCAUGUUCUUGUGGGGAAGACGACAUGUAUAGGCUAUGCAUCUGUCAUUUGGUUAUAUGAUGGUAUGACCAUUACUCUUCCCCCAGCCCAUGAUUUGGGUUGAAAAUGCAGAAUAUUUGUUUGCAUUUGAGGCAGAGUAAAGUUGAGUAUACAAUUACUUGUAUUGAUGAACAGAUAUGGAAAUGCAAUCCAAUAGAUAUUUUUGUCUCUUGAGCUUGAUUGUGUCAACUUACAUAUGAUUAUUGUCAUUUGCAGCUAUAAUGAAUGAACUUCUAGCCCCUUCUCUUA
Quercus robur (English oak) is the source of this 4313-nucleotide messenger RNA. RefSeq names its product cullin-associated NEDD8-dissociated protein 1. The record is from RefSeq and is a predicted model, not a curated record. Gene Ontology annotation, biological process: protein ubiquitination; SCF complex assembly. The transcript is spliced from 29 exons. NCBI's taxonomy places the organism in Eukaryota, Viridiplantae, Streptophyta, Magnoliopsida, Fagales, Fagaceae. Bases 225 to 3884 code for a protein of 1219 amino acids. Gene Ontology annotation, cellular component: nucleus.